UCUGGGACACGUUUCAGCCUUUGCAUACACGGCGGCGUGUCUAUCCGUGUGUAAACGGUGCUCGUGGAGCCAACCCUGGUUACCCCCCGAUGUGCAGGUGGUAGGGAUGUGAUUCGAUUUCGCGAGUUUCUCAACGGAGGAAAAACACCGGUGGCUCAGCCGAAAAGCAAAGCCUUGCCGAGGCCAGUCGCACGUCACAUCAGCAAGAGGAAAGACGACGCGCGGCUCCGUUGCAGUUGAGGAGAAUUUUUCCAUUGUCGUGCAGCGUGACGUAGAGUCGAGUCGAGCUUUUUUUUUUUCGUUUGGCCUCUCCUUCGACAUCGGUGAUUCUCGUAGCAGGGAAACAAAGUUUGGUAUUACAGUCGCGCGCGAGAGUCGGUGGUGAAAGUCGAGCUUUCGGACUAAUCGGACAAAAAUCUGUUUAUGAGAAUAUUGUAAAACCGGUGGAGUGGUGCGGAGCUGAAUUAUAACGCCAAGGCACUCUCGAACUCUCAAGAACGUGAACAAAGAGUGCGCGAGCCAAGCCGAGGACAAGUUCAUAAGAAUUGUUAUCGCUGUGGAAACAAACUAUCAACGCAACAACGAUGGUGCAGAGAUAAAUUCGUACGACGGUUCCACCGAGGACAAACGGCGCGGAACAAGGCUCGCUGGUCCGUAUGCGGGAAAACGUUUCUACGGCAGGUUGAUUUCGAUUACCGGCAAAGAGAAAGUGGAUAAAAAAUGAACGGUUGAAACAGGACGUCGCAAGGAACGGUCGGAUCACGAUAUAAUGCAUUCGCUCGGGUACGCUGUGAAAAAAGCUUCUUCGCCAAAUGAGAAGCCAGAGGAAGAUGCAAUGACGUCCGAAAAAGUGCGCUCAUGAAACCCGUGGAUUGGUGAUAAGAGAGAUUGAUAAAAGCGUAAGAAGAAAAAGGAAUAGAAAAAAAAAAUACAAUGCAGAAUCCGGAAAGCAUCGGCAUCGGUCAGUCCGGUUUGUUGUCCAGCAUCAUGUGCAAAGGAUGCAACGUCGACAAGAGUCCCAAGUCCUUGAACGAGGCGAUCGUGGAUGGAUCGAGCCUUUCCAAGAGUGAAAUCGGGGCGGUAUUUCCGUCGGUUUCGCCCGUUUCGCCGGUUUCCCGAUCGGCGGCGCCACGUUACAAUCGAAACUCGCAGAAGAAGCCGUACGAGCAAAUGCCAAGGCUGAACGCAACGGCGGCCGUUUCGGGGUGCCGGCUGUCGGGAAGCGGGCAAAUUAUACCGGGAAUGCAGGAAUGGAACCUUCGCCUCGAUCAGGGCAGCGACAAGGACUCCGAGAGCAGUACGAGCGGCGUCGUUGAUCCGGUUCUCCAGAGUCCGCAGGGGAAGAACGAGGCCUCGAGGACGCCGCCGCGGCAUCGAAACCGCCAGAAGAAGCCUUACGCGCCAACGGCGACGACGAAACCGGGUCAGGGGUCACCCCCGUACGCGGGGGAGGGCUACCCCUCGUCACCCAUGAUAAAACCGGCCUACUCCUACAUCGCCCUUAUAACAAUGGCGAUCCUCCAGUCGCCGGAGAAGAAGCUGACGCUCAGCGGGAUAUGCGAGUUCAUUUCAAACCGGUUCCCGUAUUACCGAGAGAAAUUUCCAGCCUGGCAGAAUUCCAUCAGACAUAACCUCUCCCUGAACGAUUGCUUCCUUAAGAUACCGAGGGAGCCGGGAAACCCCGGGAAGGGAAACUACUGGACCCUGGAUCCCGACGCCGAGGACAUGUUCGACAACGGGAGCUUUCUCAGACGCCGGAAGCGCUACAAACGGCCGCCGCCGCACUACAUCCGUGACCGCGCAAUGAUGGCGUUCGCCAUUUGCAACGAACGUGGCGCCGCCUGUGCCGCGGCCGAUAUUCCGGGAGCGCUUCCCUAUCCAGCUUACCUUUCCCCGAUACCGGGACUCUCGCUCCUCGAAUUCGCCCCCGGCGCGCUCGAGGCCCUGAAAUUCCGGUUCCUCGAUCCCCCCGCGCCCCUUUAUAAACCCGUGCCGAUUUCCGCACCGCCGAUCAGAGAGAUCAACCCGCCGCCGAGGACCGUCAUGUCUCAGGUGCCGGCCGUCGUUCAGGAGAAGAAGGGAAACUUCAGCAUAGAGGCGCUGAUCGGCGAUCAGCCGACGAGCGAACAGUCCAACGGAUGGGUUUUGGACCUUAGGCAGCCCGCCGACGGGUGCAAAAUACGCAGGGCAGGUCAGGCUUCGGCAUUCUCGCGGGUUCGUUAGAACCUCGAAUGCCGCUCGUCUUUCGAUUGAGUUUUUCUUUUAUUCCGCGCGGACGGGUUCUUCGAAUUUUUUUUUUUUCAAACUCUCCACUUUAUCGUUGUAACGAAAUUCGCGGGACAAUUCUUGUCGCGGUUUUCA
Molecule: messenger RNA, 2361 nt
Organism: Neodiprion fabricii
Lineage: Eukaryota; Metazoa; Arthropoda; Insecta; Hymenoptera; Diprionidae
Product: forkhead box protein D1-like
Exons: 1
Coding region: 934-2223 (429 amino acids)
Biological process (GO): cell differentiation; regulation of transcription by RNA polymerase II; anatomical structure morphogenesis
Molecular function (GO): RNA polymerase II cis-regulatory region sequence-specific DNA binding; DNA-binding transcription factor activity, RNA polymerase II-specific
Source: RefSeq, a predicted model, not a curated record